This is a messenger RNA of Thrips palmi, 505 nucleotides long. RefSeq lists its product as uncharacterized. Bases 29 to 505 code for a protein of 158 amino acids. The transcript is spliced from 2 exons. Lineage: Eukaryota; Metazoa; Arthropoda; Insecta; Thysanoptera; Thripidae. The record is from RefSeq and is a predicted model, not a curated record.
UGCUCAAACCAAGGAAAUUGUGCGAUACAUGUGUGAGCACCCAAAGUUUGCCCGGGGAGCCCAAAUGGGCUAUGAUGGGACCCGGACAAGGGAGGAGAUGUGGGAGGAGCUUGCUGAGAUCCUCAAUAAGUUGGGCGGGAGGAAAGAGGUAGAGCAGUGGCAAGUGAGCUGGCGAGAUAUCAAGUCGAAGGCUACGGCAAAAGCUGCUGGGAACCGGAAGGAUCGGGCAGCAACAGGGAAUAAGGAGAUCACCACCAUACCUCUCACCGAGCUGGAGCAAAAGGUGCCCUACGAGUGCGAGAGAGACAAAGCGACGAUCGUAGCCGUAGGACACGGGGGAGGGAGGCGGGGCAGUGCGGAGCUAGGCCGAUCGGACGUUUCGCCGCCGCGUCAAAAAAUCCGAAAAGGACCCGAAGGAUUCUGCAGUCCUCCCCCCUCUCGUCCCCUCCUCACCUCUUCUCCACCGGCACCAACAGGCUUAACACCCCUUAAAAUGAACAUGUAA